This is a messenger RNA of Choloepus didactylus (southern two-toed sloth), 4580 nucleotides long. Its product is annotated as multidrug resistance-associated protein 1-like. Gene Ontology annotation, cellular component: membrane. Gene Ontology annotation, biological process: transmembrane transport. The record is from RefSeq and is a predicted model, not a curated record. Gene Ontology annotation, molecular function: ATP binding; ABC-type transporter activity; ATP hydrolysis activity. Lineage: Eukaryota; Metazoa; Chordata; Mammalia; Pilosa; Megalonychidae.
GUGGGGAGGACACGCUGCGGUCAGGACCUCAGCUGACACCGCCGGGGCUGAGCGCGCAUCCUCCGGCCUCCAGGCGCAGGACUGAGUCCCCUGCGAGGGAGGUGACAGCGCGGCACCUCUCUCCGCCUCCAGUUUCAGGGCUCCUGGGCGGACCAUGUUUUCCCGGCAGCGGUGGUGGAGCGGAAGUGGUGCCUAUGAGCGGGUCCCUGGGGGGCUCGAGGCGCAGAAAUGUAGUCCGGAGAAAAGUGCUUCAUUCUUCAUCAAGGUGACAUAUUCCUGGUUUAGCAGAGUAAUUAUUUUAGGCUAUAAGAAGCCUUUGGAAAGAGAAGAUCUUUUUGAGCUGAAUGAAAGUGAUUCUUCCUACACCGUGUGUCCCAUUUUUGAAAAACAAUGGAGGAAGGAAGUUUUAAGGAAUCAAGAGAGGCAAAAAGUAAAGGCUUCCCUUGGUAAAGAGGGACAUACCAGGAAACCAUCGUUACUCUGUGCAUUAUGGAGCACCUUUAAGUUUGUCCUGAUUCAAGUUGCUUUAUUCAAAGUGUUCGCUGAUAUUUUGUCCUUUACUAGCCCACUCAUAAUGAAGCAAAUGAUAAUUUUCUGUGAACACCACACUGAUUUUGGCUGGAGUGGCUAUGGUUAUGCAAUGGCACUUUUUAUUGUAGUCUUUUUGCAAACCCUGAUUCUUCAGCAAUAUCAACGUUUUAACAUGCUUACCUCUGCAAAAAUUAAGACAGCUGUAAUUGGACUGGUCUACAAAAAGGCCCUAUUUUUAUCUAGUGUUUCUCGAAAAAAGUUUUCCACUGGGGAAAUUAUCAACUUCAUGUCAGCAGAUGCCCAACAGCUCAUGGACUUGACAGCAAACCUCAAUCUCCUCUGGUCAGCACCUUUUCAAAUCCUGAUGGCCAUAUCACUCCUUUGGCAGGAGUUGGGUCCAGCAGUGUUAGCAGGGGUUGCAGUUCUUGUGCUUGUUAUCCCAAUAAAUGCUUUGGUUGCUACUAGAAUAAAACACCUGAAGAAAAGUCAAACGAAGACCAAAGAUAAACAGUUAAAACUACGCAAUGAAAUCUUACAUGGAAUUAAGAUCCUUAAACUUUAUGCAUGGGACCCAUAUAAAAAGAAGAUUAUUGAAAUUCGAGAACAGGAAUUGAAAGUUCAAAAAUCAGCUGGGUAUCUUGCUGUAUUUUCUAUGCUGACACUAACUUGCUUCCCAUUCUUGGUAUCUCUGGCCACCUUCAGUGUCUAUUUCUUACUGGAUGAAGGAAAUAUUUUAACAGCUACUAAAGUGUUCACGUCUAUGUCUUUGUUUAAUAUCUUGAGGCUCCCUUUGUUUGAUUUACCAACGGUGAUCUCAACAGUGGUCCAGACAAAGAUAUCAUUGGGUCGUUUGGAAGACUUUCUCAACACUGAGGAAAUUCUUCCUCAAAACAUUGAAACAAACUACAUAGGAGAUCACGCCAUUGGAUUUACAAAUGCUUCCUUUUCCUGGAAUAAAACAGGGAUUCCGAUUCUAAAAGACUUGAACAUAAUGAUUCCAGAAGGAGCUUUAGUGGCUGUUGUGGGGCAGGUUGGGUCUGGAAAAUCAUCUGUGCUUUCUGCCAUUCUGGGGGAAAUGGAGAAACUCACAGGAGUAGUCCAAAGGAAGGGUUCUGUGGCUUAUGUUUCCCAGCAGGCCUGGAUUCAGAAUUGCAUUUUGCAAGAAAACAUUCUCUUUGGCUCCGUCAUGCAGAAGCAGUUUUAUGAGCAAGUAUUGGAAGCCUGUGCUCUCCUUCCAGAUUUGGAGCAGUUACCCAACGGAGAUCAAACUGAGAUUGGAGAAAGAGGUGUGAAUAUAAGUGGGGGUCAGAAGCAGCGAGUAAGUUUGGCCAGAACUGUCUAUAGUGGGGCAGACGUCUACCUCUUGGAUGAUCCAUUGUCCGCAGUUGAUGUUCACGUUGGAAAGCAGCUUUUUGAAAAAGUGAUGGGGUCCUCGGGCCUUUUAAAAAACAAGACUCGUAUUUUAGUGACACACAACCUCACACUUCUGCCAAAGAUGGAUCUGAUUGUUGUAAUGGAGAGUGGCAGAGUAGCACACAUGGGAACAUACCAGGAGCUUCUGUCUAAAACCAAAAAUUUCACUAAUUUGCUUCAAGCCUUCAGUGAAGAAGGAAAAGGUCUCUUUGUCUGCUGUGGAGCCUACGUGCUCACCAGAGGAUCCCUGGCUGCUUCCCGAACAUUGUAUGCUCAGCUGUUGAAUAAUGUGCUGCAUCUCCCACUGCAGUUUUUUGAGACCAAUCCCAUAGGCCAGAUUAUCAACCGAUUCACCAAGGACAUGUUUAUAAUUGAUUUGCGUUUCCAUUACUACUUACGGACCUGGGUGAACUGUACGUUGGAUGUUAUUGGGACAGUUUUGAUCAUUGUGGGAGCUUUACCACUCUUCAUUCUGGGAGUGAUUCCUUUGAUUUUCCUCUAUUUUACUAUACAGAGAUACUACGUGGCAAGCUCUCGGCAGAUUCGGCGGUUAGCAGGAGCAUCCCGCUCUCCUGUCAUUUCCCACUUUGGUGAGACCUUAUCGGGGGUAUCCACUAUCAGAGCAUUUGAACAUGAGCAGAGGUUCAUCCAGCAAAACAAAGAGGUGGUGAAUGAAUACUUGGUCUGUUUCUACAAUAAUGUAAUUUCAAACAGGUGGCUGUCUGUUAGACUUGAAUUUCUUGGCAACUUAAUGGUAUUCUUUGCUGCACUGCUUGCUGUACUGGCUGGCAAUUCCAUAGAUUCAGCAAUAGUUGGCUUGUCCAUAUCCUAUUCCCUAAAUAUUACUCAGACUCUGAAUUUUUGGGUAAGGAAAGCAUGUGAAAUUGAAACCAAUGCAGUUUCCAUUGAAAGAGUUUGUGAAUAUGAAAAUAUGGAUAAAGAGGCACCCUGGAUACUGUCUAGAAGGCCUCCAUCACAAUGGCCCAGCAAAGGGAUAGUGGAAUUUAUUAAUUAUCAGGUUCGAUACCGAGAGGGUCUUGCUUUAGCAUUACAAGACAUUACUUUCCAGACUCAUGGGGAAGAGAAGAUUGGAAUUGUGGGAAGGACUGGAGCAGGCAAAUCAACGCUAUCAGAUUGCUUAUUUAGAAUUGUGGAGAGAUCAGGAGGCAAAAUUAUUAUCGAUGGAAUUGAUAUAUCAACUGUCGGGCUGCAUGACCUUCGUAGCAGACUUAAUAUUAUUCCACAGGACCCUGUUUUAUUUUCUGGAACCCUUCAAAUGAACUUGGAUCCCCUGGAAAAGUAUUCUGAUAGCAAGCUGUGGGAGGUACUCGAGUUGUGUCACUUGAAAGAGUUUGUGCAGACUCUUCCCAGGAAGCUGCAGCAUGAGAUUUUAGAGGGUGGUGAAAACCUCAGUGUUGGACAACGGCAGCUUGUCUGCCUUGCUCGUGCUUUGCUUCGGAAAACAAAAAUUCUCAUCUUGGAUGAGGCAACAGCCUCCAUCGAUUUUGAGACUGAUAACUUGGUGCAGACCACAAUAAGGAAGGAGUUUUCUGAUUGUACCAUCCUGACGAUUGCUCACAGGCUGAAUUCUAUCAUUGAUUCAGACAGAGUGCUUGUUCUAGACUCUGGAAGGAUUCUGGAAUUUGAAACACCACAGCAUUUAAUGCGUGACAAAGGACUUUUCUUUAAAAUGGUAACAGAAGCUGGAAUAACACUACUCAGGGACAAAGAAUAAAUAAUUUUAGCUGUAUGUUGAUUAUACAGAAUAAAAGAGAUAUAAUAUAUUGACAUUUAAAGAAUAAUAAUGGGGGAGAAAUGCACAGAGGCAGCCCCCUAGCUACAAGUUGUCACAGAUACCUAUAGGCACCAUAACUACACCUUACCUUGUCUUCCAUUCAAGCCUUCUGGAAUGCGUACUUUUUCCACAUUUCCCAGAGUGCUAAAUACCACUUAACCUGUAAGCCUCUAUGACUUUAUGCAGCGACCCCUGCUCCCUGGUCUGCUUUAUGCCCUUUUUCUGUGUUCUCACCAGAUUCAUGUGCAUACCUUUAUUAUGUUAGGUACUGUAGUCUGCCUCCCUCCCCACCCCCACACACAUACACUAGAUAAAGCUACUGGAAGACAAGGACCCAGUUUUAAUUGACUUUGCACAUUAGGUUCCUAGCAAAGGACCUGUCAUGUAGUUGAUACCCAACAAAUGUUUGUAGAAUGAAUAAGUAUUUAUGAAUGGCAGUAAUAUGAUGUAGGUGCUUAUAUAUAAUAUAUGUUUGUUACAGUACAGUUUAUGAAAUCACAGGAACAACAUUGAAUCAUUCAGCUGCCUUUGGGAAAGUAUAAUUAUAUAUUAACUGAAUUUCAUGAUCUGCUUUAUUUAAAAAUAACGUUUUAUAAUAUUUUACAUUUACUUUUUUGAGUAAAAACACCAUUAUUUUCUAUGGAACAUCAUAUUUGACUGGAUCAACCUCAUUGUGUUAUGUACCAGAUUGUAUUUGUUCAGGUAAAGAUGGUUGAUUGUAAUAUUAAUCAUAUUUUAGGGGCUUUUUAAUUUAGUGAUUUUAUGUAAUAAAAGUAACAUUAUUUCUCUGAAUUGCCAUUCAGAUUUGAAGUGUUCAAACUUCAAUGGUACUUUCCUUUCA